Molecule: messenger RNA, 2001 nt
Organism: Acanthosepion pharaonis
Lineage: Eukaryota; Metazoa; Mollusca; Cephalopoda; Sepiida; Sepiidae
Source: the annotation of a GenBank genome assembly
AUGAAUGAGACGAGAGUGGUAAAUCUACUGCAAAAUGUAUUCAACCACGAAGACUUUAAAUCCGAUCUUCAACGAAAAGCUGUGGAAACCGCUGUCAAAGGGAAGCAAGAUAUUUUUAUUUCCAUGCCGACAGGUGCUGGAAAGUCACUUUGCUACCAACUACCAGCUGUGUAUAAAACUGGAGUUACAGUGAUUGUCUCCCCUUUGCUGGCACUCAUUCAAGACCAGAUGGAUCACAUGCGAGACCUUGGUAUCCGUGUGGCCACCAUCAAUUCAAAGCAGACAAUGACCGAGAAGAACCGGGUCACAACUGAUUUAAAUCGCAAAUGUCCCAAGACAAAGCUUCUCUACAUCACACCUGAGCAAGCAGCUACAUCUUUUUUGCAACAGCAUCUCCACAGUUUAAAUCAUGCAAGCCUCCUUAAUUACUUUGUUAUUGAUGAAGCCCACUGUGUAUCACAGUGGGGCCAUGAUUUCCGGCCUGACUACCUGAAACUUGGACACCUUCGUGCAGAAAAGAUCCCCAAUGUCCCUUGCAUUGCGGUGACAGCUACAGCUACAGCCCAAGUUAUUAAAGACAUUGUGAAGAGCCUUGGGCUUAGAAAGCCAUUUGCAUCAUUUAAAACUAGCUGCUUUCGGCCUAACCUCUUUUAUGAGGUGCGUAUGAAAGAAACUCUGGAUGAUCCUUUUAAAGACCUUUUGGAAUACUUAAUUGAUCACCUUGGUUUACCGCCGGAAAACCACGACUGGACCGAAAUUGGUUGUGGAAUUAUUUACUGUCGUACAAGGGACACCUGUGAGGAAGUAGCUGUUCGUUUGCAACAGCAAGGCUUCCCUGCAAAGGCUUACCAUGCUGGAUUAAAAGUUCUUUUCUUUUUACUUUUCUUUUUUCAUUUUUUCUCUUCUCUUUUCCUUUUCUUUUGUCUUUUUCUUGUCUUUCUUUUUUCCUUUUUCUUUCUUUUUUCCUUUUUCUUUCUUUUUUCCUCUUUCUCCUCUUCAUUCUUUCUCCUCUUCAUUCUUUCUCCUCUUCAUUCUUUCUCCUCUUCAUUCUUUCUCCUCUUCAUUCUUUCUCCUCUUCAUUCUUUCUCCCUUCUUUUUCUUUCUCUUUCUCCCUUUUUUUUUUCCUUUUUUUUUCAAUUUAACUAUGUUGACCGUCUCCAGGUGCAAAUUGAUUGGAUGGAAGGACGUAUUCCUUUGAUAGCUGCCACUAUUAGUUUUGGAAUGGGUGUUGACAAGCACAAUGUGCGGCUUGUUGUUCACUGGACUCUCCCAAAGACAAUGUCUGGCUACUACCAAGAAUCUGGUCGAGCUGGACGUGAUGGUAAUCAGUCUUGGUGUUGUUUGUAUUACUCCCGACGUGACAGAGAUGCCAUCUCGUUUCUUCUGAAGCAGGAUGCAACCCGCAACUACAAGAAAUAUAAAAACCAGGAGACAAACUCUGUCAAAUCGGCAGAAAGUAAUUUUGAAAGUAUGGUAAAAUAUUGCGAAAUGCCACGCUGUCGGCACCGUGUAAUUACAGAAUAUUUUGGAGAUGAGAAGCCAAAUUGCCAAAAAAAUUGUGACCAUUGUAAGAAUCCUCGCAAAGUUGAACAACAAGUGAAUGAUCUUCUACGGGGCAGUUAUGGACGCUGGUGCCGUGAACAGUAUGGUAGCACAAGAAUGGUUAAGGAGCCAACAGACCCUGACCUUGAACUUUAUGGUGGGGGACGGCUUGGAAUGAAGAAAGAGAACAUCCAGUAUGAGAAAAAUAUUGAGGGCAGUGAUGACGAUGAUGAUGAUAGCCGAGAAAAGGAGUUGGAAAGUGAGAAGCAUGAACGCAAGAACCUUAUAAUAAACGAAUUAAAAAAACGCAGUACUACAUCAACAGUGUUAGAAACAGAACAAGAGUUCGUAGAGAUUCCUGACGACUGUCCCUUGCGAGACCCCCAGAGAAUGAUUGUCCAAACUCCUAAAUUUUUAAUUCUCUCUCUCUCUCUCUCUCUCUCUCUCUCUCUCUCUUAA